Molecule: messenger RNA, 504 nt
Organism: Rhodotorula toruloides NP11
Lineage: Eukaryota; Fungi; Basidiomycota; Microbotryomycetes; Sporidiobolales; Sporidiobolaceae
Product: mitochondrial ribosomal protein subunit S27
Exons: 3
Coding region: 1-504 (167 amino acids)
Cellular component (GO): mitochondrion
Source: RefSeq, a predicted model, not a curated record
AUGCUUCCGACACCACGAGCAGUCACCCGCGCAGCCGCGUUCGCCGUCAACGGCGCGCGCUCGUUCGCAUCCACCGCACUCCGACCAGCACCUCCCGCGACCGCCUCAGUGCCGGCCGAGACGUCCGAAGCGAGCUCACGGGUGCCAGCAGACGUCGCACUCGCAGUGUGGGACACGCGGGUUCUUCCGAGCGCAGAGCGACGGCGGGAGCUCCUCAAGGCGCGGUGUGACAUCUUCGGGAGCGAGUACAACCCCGACCGCGUGCGGAACGGCGCCAAGGUCCUCCAGCAGCGUCUCACGGGAGAGGUCAAGGCCGGCUACUAUGGUCCGCGCCUCAUCGGCGUCGCCAAGCUCAACCGCCUGUACACGGUCGAGGGCCAGCCGCCGGCGUUCAGGGAUCUCGUCGACGAGCAGAGGCGGGAAGACAUCAAGGCGAAGAACAAGCGCGGCAAGUUCAAGCCAAAGAAGGGUCAGGGACGUCGCGCGACGAUGAAGAAGAAGUAG